AUGCCACGUUGGUUCACUGUGCUCGUCGAUUGGGCAAGUUGUGUUGCUUUCUAUUGGCUGGUCGUGGCUGAUAUACCCAAGAGAAAGCUUACGAGGGAAGGGAAAGAAGGCCUCUGUACGCAUGAACCCCACCUUCUCCAUCCCUACACGCAACCUCUUCCUCUCCUCCGCAUCUUCUGUCAGGGGCCCUUGUGGCUGCAGCAGAGGGCAGUCAAGGGGGCGAGCAGGAUGGGUCCAGCCGAUUUCUUCGCCGGAUCUGGAGCCCAGGGGCGACGCCGACGAGCACGCAGCCACGCCAACGUCGUUGCCUCGAGAGAGGAGUGGGUGGGAGGAGAAGGCGGCGGCGGCUCGAGGGCAAGGGUCGGAUCUUCUCGCCUGAUUCAUGGCGUAAGUGGAUAUGGGUUUUGGUAUCGAUUCCCUUUUCUAAUUCAAGUUCUUGCGGAAGUCUCGUACAGAAUUGGCGUUCUAACUUUAUCUCAGCGGAUCUAUUUUUAUCAGAGUUUAGAAAAAUCCUCUAAUCACAAGUUGGAACCCGAUUUGCUUUCUUCCCUUCAGACUCCAGUUCAUGCAAAAAUACGAACAUAG
Molecule: messenger RNA, 585 nt
Organism: Triticum turgidum subsp. durum (durum wheat)
Lineage: Eukaryota; Viridiplantae; Streptophyta; Magnoliopsida; Poales; Poaceae
Source: the annotation of a GenBank genome assembly